AUGAGUAGUUUAGAAUCAUCUCCUAAAAAUGGUCUCAAUAUAGUUGAUAUUCUGGAGAAGUACAAAUAGAAGAAGGCGAUUAUGAGUCCUCUUCCUCUUGAAUAGUUUCAAUAGAUUGUUUAAGAUGCUGGAUAAGAAUUACUUCAAUAGCAUCCUGAGUGCGAGAAUACUCAUUUCAUUCCAUUCAAACAACUUAACUAGGAUGCUAUAGAUGAGUUAGAGAGAUCUCUUCAUCAAUCUAAGAUUAUGUGGAAUAAUUUUAGUAGAGCUUUAUUUGCAGCAAGUCCUAUACAAAAAAAAAACAAUUCAAAGAAGAUGGAAUUGUAGCAUAAUAGAGAUGCCUAUUAUAGGAUAAGGAAAUAAAAUGAAAUUCAAUUGAAGUUGCAAUUAGAUGGAAUAAAUAAGGAAUAUCAAAAAAUACAUCUUGAAACUUAAGGUGUAAAAUCAUAUCCAUCUAUCUCAACCAAGGAUCAAUUUCGUUAAUAACAGAUUAAGAGAUAAUUAUAGAUGGGAUGUUGUCAGGAACUGGUACGUUAAGAAACGGAAUUUAUUUAAUAAUAAAUUGAACUUACAAAAUCUCGAUUAUUUAAUGAAGUCAAGAAAAUUGUCGUUUAUAUUUACAAUAAUUAAAACAAUGGUUGGAACCCAUCAUCUAGGGAAAGUGGUGCCAUGGUAAACUAUAAUGAAAAGCUUUAUCUUUUUGGUGGAUCUGGAGCUGGACACAUGAGUGACCUAUGUUAAGCAAGUUUAGACAAAUGUAUAAUUAUAGUUAUUUUAGAAUUAUAUAAAUGGAUGAUGAUAAAAUUAAAGCAAUAAAUAUAAUGCAGAUCUUAUCAUACAGCCAAUGUAUAUAAAAGUUAAAUGAUCAUUUUCGGUGGUGUUUUAUUUCCACACAAAAACGAAGAUAGAAUUCAUUGCGAAGUCACAAAUGAAGUCAUUCAUAUUAAUUUGGUAAAUUUUGAGAUGAAAGUUGUACAACAUGCUGGCAUAGCUUCUCCAAGAAAGGCACAUAUUGCAGAAAGUAUAGGGAGAUAUCUUGUAGUUUAAGGGGGCAUAGACUCGAAAGGUCAUUAUUUGAAUGACUUCCUUGCCUAUGACAUUUUAACAUAGAGAUGGUAAAACGUAGAAAUUAAUAUUCCUGUAUUUUAAGAUGGUGUUGCAUUCCACAAAUCCUGUUGCGCUUUAGAACAUAAAUCCAUUGAUCUUUAUAAGCAUGAUCCUGAUAUUACUUUUGAAAAUUAAGGCAUUUAUAUCUUUGGAGGACUGGACUCUAAUGGAUAUUACUUGGACAAACUGAUAAGGAUAGAUGUGAGAAGAAGACCAAUAUUCAUUGAGGAAGUGCAACCAAAAGGCAGGGGUCCAAUUAGUAGAUGCCAACAUUCGAUGACAUAUGUAGAAUUAUCGUAAUAAAUUGUUAUCUAUGGUGGCAAAAAUGAUGACAUAAACACUCAAGGAUUUUUGAAUGAUUUACAUGUCUUGGAGAUUCGGAAUUUAUCUUGGAGCAAUGUCGAUAUCAGAGGACACCCUUCACCAGGAAGAUGCAGUCAUUCAGCUUCUGUCAUCGAAGAGAAGCUAUUUAUCUUUGGAGGUGUUAACUAGACAGGAUUUGUUAAGUGUGAUCUCUUAAUUAUUGAGCUCAAUCAAUCAAAGGCAUUGGAAAUGAGUUAAUAUGAAUCGCAAACAGAAAGAUUGCCCUAAUAAUAAGUUCAGAUAUAAUUGAAACCUGCCACUCCACCGAAAAGGAUUCUCAAUCUCAAAUAAUAAAUUGAAUAAAUCAAAAAUGAUAGUGAAAAAGUGAAGUUAGCUGAUAAAUUCAAACGAUAAAGUAUGGCCAGACAUAGUCGCAACUUGACAGAUGUUCACAGAUAUAGGACCUUUGCCACUGUUACUGAUUGA
Molecule: messenger RNA, 1896 nt
Organism: Paramecium tetraurelia
Lineage: Eukaryota; Ciliophora; Oligohymenophorea; Peniculida; Parameciidae
Exons: 1
Molecular function (GO): protein binding
Source: RefSeq, a predicted model, not a curated record